Molecule: messenger RNA, 4913 nt
Organism: Physeter macrocephalus (sperm whale)
Lineage: Eukaryota; Metazoa; Chordata; Mammalia; Artiodactyla; Physeteridae
Gene: CTIF
Product: cap binding complex dependent translation initiation factor
Exons: 9
Coding region: 23-1516 (497 amino acids)
Biological process (GO): regulation of translational initiation
Cellular component (GO): cytosol
Molecular function (GO): translation activator activity; protein binding; RNA binding
Source: RefSeq, a predicted model, not a curated record
CCCAGGCCCCUGAGCGGGAGGGAUGGAGAACUCCUCAGCAGCUUCGGCCUCCUCCGAGGCCGGGAGCAGCCGCUCCCAGGAGAUCGAGGAGCUUGAGCGGUUCAUCGACAGCUACGUGCUUGAGUACCAGGUGCAGGGGCUGCUGGCCGACAAGACGGAGGGGGACGGCGAGAGUGAGAAGACGCAGUCCCACAUCUCCCAGGAGGAAGCGAUCAAUGGUGGACCACCUAUGAAAGGCUUAACAGAAGAAUGGACGGCGGACUGCAGCUAUUCCUUCCCCCGAGGGCGAGCCCCCCUGCAGCAGAAUGGCAGCAAAGACACCUCUCUGGACAUGCUGGGCACAGAUAUCUGGGCUGCCAACACCUUUGAUUCCUUCAGUGGUGCCACCUGGGACCUGCAGCCUGAAAAGCUGGACUUCACCCAGUUCCACCGGAAGCUCCGACACACGCCCAAGCAGCCCCUGCCACACAUCGACCGUGAAGGGUGUGGAAAAGGGAAGCUGGAAGAUGGGGAUGGAAUCAACCUGAAUGACAUCGAGAAGGUCCUCCCAGCCUGGCAGGGCUACCACCCGAUGCCCCAUGAGGUGGAGAUUGCGCACACGAAGAAGCUGUUCCGGAGGAGGAGAAAUGACCGAAGGCGGCAGCAGAGACCCCCAGGAGGGAACAAGCCUCAACAGCACGGUGACCACCCACCGGGCAGUGCCAAACACAACAGGGACCACCAGAAAUCCUACCAGGGGGGCUCAGUGCCCCACCCCUCAGGGAGGUCCACCCAUCACGGCUACAGCCAGAACCGGCGCUGGCACCACAGCAACAUGAAGCAUCCACCAGGCGACAAGGGGGAGGCAGGCGCCCACCGCAAUGCCAAAGAGACCGUGACCAUGGAGAGCCCCAAACUCGAGGACGCCCUGGGGGAUGCCGGGCACAGCGGCCUCGAGCCCCCCUGCAGCCCUGAUGCCCUGGCCCCGGUGGCUUCCGAGAGGCUGCCCCUGCUGCAGCCAGGGGGUCCAGAGGCUGAGACAAAGCGUAAAGACAGUAUUAUUCCCGAGCGCAGCGGGGAGCGGCCCAAAAUUACCCUGCUCCAGUCUUCCAAAGACAGGCUGCGGCGAAGGCUGAAAGAAAAGGUACCGGAUGAAGUGGCCGUGGAGACCACCAACCCUCAGCAGAACAAGAUGGACAAGUUGAUUGAGAUCCUGAAUAGCAUGAGGAACAACAGCAGCGACGUGGACGCCAAGCUCACCACCUUCAUGGAGGAGGCCCAGAACUCGACCAACUCCGAGGAGAUGCUGGGAGAGAUCGUCCGCACCAUCUACCAGAAGGCCGUGUCCGACCGCAGCUUUGCUUUCACGGCCGCCAAGCUCUGCGACAAGAUGGCGCUCUUCAUGGUGGAGGGGACCAAGUUCCGGAGCCUGCUCCUCAACAUGCUUCAGGUAACGGGCGCCGACAGCUGCACCUCCCUCCCCACCCGCCGGUGGCUUAUUACUAGAGAGAAGGCUGCAGAUUCUGACCACAGUUGAACUUUUCCCAAGUUCCACCCUUGCCCGAUUAGUUACAGAAAAUAAAAAGGCACUCAAGGGGCAAGGGAUGAGUGGCCGGAUUUGCGUGUGUUUGCGUGAGGGCUCCAUGGUUACGAUGGACCAAUAUAAUUUUGUAGGUGCUUCAUGUUUAACCAGCCUUUCCCUCUUUCUAUUUCCAUGAUAAGGGGGCUGGGUCUUGUCUUACCAGGCUCUGUGCUUUGACCUCUCCACGUCCCAGCAGACAUACACUUACUGUGGACUUAUCUUUUCCUCCUCUUCCUCCUCCCCGGGACCACCCUCCAGACCCUGCAGGUGGUGCACUGGUUGUAGUUGGUGCUGAGAUGGGUCUGAGCAAAAGGCAUAAGGGCCUUGAGGAGGGAAGCUUUGAUCUGUCUGCCAAUGCGCCUGGGCUUCUUGAAAACACCUUUAGGGCCGAGGGGAAGCGGGGAGAUCAAAGACCGUCUUGCUCCUUGGUGCUAUCCCACUAAAUCCCUCCACCCCAGAGGACUUAAUCCUGCCCCUCUUUAUUCCUUCCUCCGUGGGUGCCGGCGUCCAGCGAUGGUUUUACUGGGGUGUGUGAUGGGCAUGGGCAUGGGGGCUUAGGCUGAGCCCAGCACUGUUUGAUCUCAUAGGUGGAGAGCUGAAGGCCUAUACCUGCUCUUUCGUCAUGGGCGGUAGCAAGUGAACUGGUCCCAGAACUGGUGGCAUCAGGGAGAGGUAGCAGGUGGCACAGCAUGGUGGCCAUGCCGGGCCCAGGAACUAUUCCUUGGAGACUUGGCUGUGGAAAAUCAUCUGUAAUCAUGCUUUGUACCUUAGGCUAGUUGAGAUAUGAAAUGAGUUUCAGUCCAGGGUGAAACAGUAGCUUAGAAGUUCUGAAGGUAGGAUUACAGAGCUGGAAGAAACCACCUGCAGGUCUGUCUUAACGAGGGUGACCAUAUAAUAGGUCAUCCAAACCAUGACACUUUUGAGAAUCGGGGCUCUGGUCAUAGUCAGGCCGAGACCCCAGGUGUUAACCAGGAUAUGUGGUCACCCUGGUCUUAGCCACCUGGUUCGCAGUCUUCCCUCUCUUCCCUGAGAACAGGGUGGGAGGAGCCCCCUCCGAAGGCUGCCCAUGGGCUCCAUCCCCACCGUCCUCUCCUCUUCCCAGGGAGACUGCUCACUGCAACCCGAGCCUCGCUGGCCAGCCUGGGCUGCUUCUGUCCAGCUCCAGGCACCGAUCGGGUUCCCAUUCCUGGAUCGCCCACGCUCCCCAGUGAUGAAUUCCCUCAUUACCUGAGGGAUUUGCACAUCGGGCAUGUUCCCCGCUCGCCGGAAUGUCCUGGGAGUGCGCGGAGGGUGACAGUGGGGGGCAGCCUGUCUGCCACGUACAGCCAGGCGCGGGGGAGUCAGGGACAGAUUGGCCUUUGGCCUUGGCUUUUAUCAAGAGAAGGGCCAGGAUAGGGCAAGACUUCUAGACAAUAGUUGCCGGCUCCAAAUAACCUAACCAGAGCCAGUGGUGGAUAGACACGCAGGGCGUGAGACGAGAUGCACCCAGGCGGGAAGGGCAGCUGGCAGCAGGGGCCACCCAGGAUCCUGCCCCGGUCAGGCUUCUCUUCCAAUGACCCGUGGUUAGAGCGGCCUUGCCCACGGUGUCCAGCAGAGCAUCAAUCCUGGGAAAGGCUCAGCCACAAACGGAGCUUCGUGGCCCCUACACCCGCCUCUCCGUCAGCCACAGAGUGGACUGGCUUAGGCCAGCAGGAAGGGAACCUGUUUGGCUACAUCCAGCUCAGUGAAGUCCCCUUUGCAUUCCCCAGCUAAUGACUUCUUGUGGAAUUAGUGUGCUGAGAGACACAGUUUGGCAAACACUAGCGCAGGGAAAGAGCACUAAACCGAAAGUCAGGAAGCAGGGCUUCUCGGCCUGAUUCAGCCAUGGUCACCCGGAGCUUGGCCUCUGCAGCUCCUGCUGGGAAAGGGAUUGGCUGCUCCACACUGGUCAGUGGACCUUAUGAUUUUGCGCUGCUAAAGACGAGUCGGGGGCCUCAGGGAGGGCGUGAGUGGCCCCACGUGAGCUGCUUCCUUUCUCCCUCUCUCCUGGCCCUGUUAGUGACAUGAAACAGUCCUGGGUCCCUCUCAUCCUCAGAAACUUGCUUACCCCAUAUUGGGGCUCAGCGAUAGGUCUGUCGUGUGUGACAGGCUUUGGGGGCCAGCCCACGAGACCCAGUCCUGCUAGUGUCACUUGUCUCUGGGGCAGAGGGGUACUCUCACUCCCAAUCUGCCGCUUGCCUGGGUGGAGCAUUUGUGGGUCAGAUAUUUAGAAAUCGAAAUGUGCCCUAGACCCUACCACCCCCUUCAUCUCCUGCAGCCCCAGCUUAAGUGUAAGAGGGAGAGGGCUGGAGCUGGACACUCAGGCUUCCUGGGUCACUGUUCAAAGCCCUUUGGCUCCCGUGGAAGGUGGGCUGAAUGUGCUGGCGUGAGGCGGCCCCUAAGCUCCUAGCAGACCCCCGGUUACAAGGCCUGGAGGAAGCCAGCACCGCGUGUCUGCCGGGACUUCCUCUGCAGCUGAGGAGGUGGCGGGUUGGAGUAGGCUUUCUAGGCAGCAUAAUACAUGGCCACUCACCACCCCAGCCCCACAAGGCUCAAGAAAAGAGAGCAGUGGGCAUAGCUCAUUAAACCCCACUUUCCCUGUGACCCACAGGGGUGUCGUUUUUCACCUGCUUUCAUUUUCUGGCCAACCUGAUUUGUAUCCCUUCCCUGGCCAGCAGUCCUGGGCCUGGCCCCCAGCACUUUCCCCAUGCUUUCUCCCUCUGAGGUUCACGCUCAGCUGCAUGCACUCAAGGCCCACUGCCUCUGGAUCCCCAGCCAGCCCCUGGUUCAGGUCGGCGGCCUCUGAGAUGCCCCUCACGUGGCCAGUUUUCGUCUCUGCCUCCACGUACAAGCUCUGAGACCCGGCUUAGUGAUUCUGGCUGCAAAGCGGACAGGGUGUGAAGCGCCCUAUGAACACAGCUCCCAGCAGCUGUCUUUGGAUGUUGCCCUCCUCGGCCCGACCGCCUUCACUGCCUGGGCUUUGGCAGCACGGCAGGAGAGGGGCAGGCUCUGAUGUAGUGGACACUCUUUGGCACAGUGUGGCGCUGCCUGCCAAGCUGCUGGGAUGCCGCCCCCAUGGAGAGGCAAGUGGGCCCCGGGGGAAGUCAAAAGACCUUUCACCCUUUCCAGCCAGACUCAGCGUUGUCAUCUCAAGAAGUCCAAAAGCACUACCCUCAUGAGCACGGGCAAUGCCAGAGACGUCGGGGUCCCAGGGGACCCCUGUCACCAAUCCACAGCUCAAAAAUCAUCCUCAGUUUUUACAUCUAAACGGAGUCUUUUUGCCUUAGAUGUGGUCAUUUUCUUAGUAACGUUCUUGUAAGUAAAAUUCUACUUA